AUGGGAUCUCCUUUAUCCCCAGUCAUUGUCAACAUCUUCCUCGAAGAAUUCGAACAGCUGGCUAUUCAUUCCGCCACCCGACAACCCAAACUUUGGCUACGAUACGUCGAUGACACAUUUAUCAUUUGGCAGCACAGCAAGGUGCACCUAGGUAGUUUUCUAGAACACCUGAACUCUCAGCACGGUGCUAUCUUGUUUACCAUGGAAGAGGAACACAAUCGCUCUUUACCUUUCCUUGAUGUUUUGGUCACCAGGCAGAACUCAGGCAUUUUAUCGCAUUCAGUCUACCGCAAACCAACUCACACCGACAGAUAUUUGAAUAAACGCUCGUUUCACCACCCAUCUACCAAGAAAGGAGUUUGCAACACACUUAUCAGAAGAGCACAAAGCAUCAGUGACCGCAACUCCAUCUAG
This is a messenger RNA of Anneissia japonica, 414 nucleotides long. RefSeq lists its product as uncharacterized. The record is from RefSeq and is a predicted model, not a curated record. NCBI's taxonomy places the organism in Eukaryota, Metazoa, Echinodermata, Crinoidea, Comatulida, Comatulidae. The transcript has a single exon. The coding region runs from base 1 to 414 and encodes 137 amino acids.